Hirsutella rhossiliensis is the source of this 1008-nucleotide messenger RNA. RefSeq lists its product as uncharacterized. The record is from RefSeq and is a predicted model, not a curated record. Lineage: Eukaryota; Fungi; Ascomycota; Sordariomycetes; Hypocreales; Ophiocordycipitaceae. The transcript has 3 exons. Bases 1 to 1008 code for a protein of 335 amino acids.
AUGCCCGCCCGGUCUCGUCAAGUUGGCUUGACAAUUGGCGUGGAAGUCAUCCUGCGAUCGCGAAGACGUAUCUCAAAGCAGUUGAACGAGCGGAAGUCCUUUGAAGCCCACGGGGUAGAAGAAGUCGAAUUUUUCUACUCAAAGCUUCGAGAAAUCAUCACCAGCUACCGUAUUGGCAGUUCAGAGAUCUGGAAUGAAGACGAGGCCGGAAUACGCAUUGGACCCAGCAAACCGAGAAUCCUGCACGAAGGCAACAUAUCAUUUUCGCGGGUCAACUUCCUCACAGCUUUUCAGGACGUAUAUGAGGCUGGCUUCACGCGGCAUAACAUUAUGGCGGCAUUUGAAAAAACAGGCCUCUUUCCUGUCGACCCAGCGCCGGUGAUCACCAAGAUCCUCCACGAGCAGCUACGACAACAGCAGCCGAUCAAUCCUGCAUACGCCUCGCUCCUACCCUCGGAGACGCGUUUCCAAGUCGCCGCGGAUGCCCUCAAUGAUAUCCGGCAACGGUAUGGGCCCCUCAUGAGCUCGCCAUCACGAGAAAACUUGCGGGUUCUUGCGAAAGUGAACACCGAGUCUAUCGCGAUGGCGUCACAUUCCCAGGGCAUAGUCAGCGAUAAGAAUAGCCGAACCCAGGCGUAUGCGAAUCGAAUGAAGAGAGGCAAGAUUGUCAGGCCGCGCGGAGAGUUUAUCACGAGCUCCAGCAUGGCCGACAUCACCCGGGAGUAUGAGGAGCUCCAGGCAAAGCAAACCCGGCUUCAAACGCGCCAGGAGAUAAGGAUGCAUCUUAAACGAGUUCGUGGAGAGAUGCAGAAGAUCCGAGAAGACUAUAAAGUCGGGAAGAAGCAGUUAGUCAAUGGCAGAGUCAAGACAUUGAACUUUAAGCCCUGGCUAGAGUUUACGGGACGAGACGUUGAGUUCUACACUCUGGAGCAAAGUUGCGAUACCCUCAUGCGGGAGCUCAAAGAGCCAUCCAAGGAAUCCUUUUUCUAUGAUACCACGAAGAAAUAA